AUGGUUUAUUCUCUAUCUUGCCUUCACCUUCCAUCCUCACCAAAACCCAACCAAAGCCAUCAUGGAAGAAAUUCACAGCCCAUUGCCCUAGAAAAUCUCAGAACUGAUCUUCUUCACAACUUCAAUGAUCCAUUCGAACUCAAACAAAUCCAUUCUCUUAUCAUCAAAACAAAUUCUCCCCACUCAAUUCUCCCUCUCUCUCGUGUUGGGUUGGUCUGCGCUUUYUCCCCGAGCUUCGAUUAUGCUCAACGGAUCUUUGAACGGGUAGACAAACCAGAAAUUGUUAUAUGGAAUUCUUGCUUGAAAACCUUCGCCGAGGGCGAUUCUCCCAUUGAUGCCAUUCGUCUCUUCUAUCGGUUGCGCCAGUUUAAUGUCAGGCCUGAUACUUUCACCUGUUCAUUCGUUCUCAAAGCUUGUUCCAUUUUGUUGGAUCUUACCGGUGGUAGGAGUGUUCAUGGAUUGAUUGAGAAACUCGGGUUUCAAUCGGAUUUAUUCCUUCAAAACACAAUCGUUCACAUGUAUGCAUGUUGCGGUGCAAUUGAUGAUGCUCGAAGGUUGUUUGAGAAGAUGAGCCAUAGAGAUGUUGUGACGUGGAAUAUCAUGAUAACUCAAUUGAUAAAGCGGGGACAUAUUGCCGAGGCCUACGACUUGUUUGCUCGAAUGCCCGAGAGGAAUGUGAGGUCAUGGACUGCAAUGAUUGCAGGUUACGUCCAAUGUGGGAAGCCUAAAGAGGCCAUUCAUCUUUUCAUACAGAUGGAAAGUGCAGGGCUGAAACCUAAUGAGGUAACAGUUGUGGCUGUUCUUGCAGCCUGUGCGGAUUUGGGUUCGUUGGACCUUGGUAGGAGGGUUCACGAGUACUCGGACAGAUGUGGAUUUAAGAGAAAUGUGCGAGUUUGCAACACUCUGAUUGACAUGUAUAUUAAAUGCGGCUGCCUCGAGGUUGCACGCCAGGUUUUUGAUGAAAUGGAAGAACGAACAGUUGUGUCGUGGUCAGCCAUGAUUGGAGGCCUAGCAAUACAUGGGMAAGGCAAGGAAGCUCUGAGGCUCUUCUCCAAGAUGACCCAAAUUGGCAUUAGACCCAAUGGUGUUACCUUCAUAGGACUCUUGCAUGCAUGUAGUCACAUGGGACUGAUAAACGAGGGCCGCAGGUUCUUUGUCAGCAUGACUAGGGACCACGGGAUAACCCCCCAGAUUGAGCAUUACGGUUGCAUGGUCGAUCUUCUUAGCCGGGCUGGUUUCCUCCAAGAAGCCUACGAGUUCAUCAAGAACAUGCCUGUCAAACCCAAUGGAGUCGUGUGGGGAGCUCUCCUCGGUGGUUGUAAGGUUCACAAGAAUGUCAAGUUGGCUGAAGAAGCAAUCAAGCACCUUCUCGUAUUGGAUCCACUUAAUGAUGGUUAUUACGUAGUUUUAUCGAAUAUAUAUGCAGAUGCAGGCCGGUGGGAGGACACAGCAAAAGUAAGGAGGUUGAUGAGGGAUAGGGGUGUUAAGAAGACACCCGGAUGGAGUUCAAUCACCAUAGAUGGCGUAGUCCAUGAAUUUGUGGCCGGGGAUGGGAACCAUCCUCAAGCUGAGGAGAUAUAUUGCAACUGGGAGGGAUUACUACGACAGAUGAAGCAAAGAGGCUAUGUGCCAGAUACUUCGGUUGUCCUCCUUGACAUGGAUGAGGGUGAGAAGGAGAAGGUUCUGUAUCGUCAUAGCGAGAAGUUAGCUGUUGUUUAUGGUCUAAUGAAAACACCGCCAUCAACACCAAUUAGGAUCAUGAAGAACCUUCGGGUUUGUGAAGACUGCCACAAUGCUUUGAAAUUGAUAUCCGCAAUUGCUAAAAGAGAGAUUGUCGUGCGUGAUCGAAAUCGGUUCCAUUGUUUCAAAGAUGGUUCUUGUUCUUGUAGAGACUAUUGGUAG
This is a messenger RNA of Nelumbo nucifera (sacred lotus), 1902 nucleotides long. Lineage: Eukaryota; Viridiplantae; Streptophyta; Magnoliopsida; Proteales; Nelumbonaceae. The record is from RefSeq and is a predicted model, not a curated record.